UCGCGUCUGGCCAGCGCGCGCGUCCCGGAAUCCGUUUCGCACGUAAAUCCGGUUCCGUCGUGAGUGAAAAGUGGUCCACGGUGUAGCUAGCGUUGGGUGCCAGUGGAAAACGGUGCUGGUUGCGCGAUUUUGUUGAUUUUCUGCUUGGUCUCUAAAGAGUUUGCGGGGGUGGACAUUGGGACAGCGGGAAGGUGCCUAGCUAGCCAGAGUGGGUUCCGAGAAGCGCCAAGAAUGUUGCGUUUUUGCAACUUGAUAGUGACAGACGGUUCGUGUUACGAUGCUUGUUGAGGUUUGAUAAAAAACUGCGGAGGUGGACAGUAAACCCGAUUCUCUCGGACCUGUUUGUAGCAGAGCGAAAAGUGUUCAAAAUUUACUAAGAAAUGCCUUCUGGAAAGUAAGAGUUGGUAAACAAACAAACGAGAAUUGCCAUGGCCGGUUACAAGUGCGUCAAUUUUGUGGACCUGUGCCGCUUGUGCGCCGGCAGCGGCAUCGGUGGCAAGACCGGAAUUUUCUCCGAAGAAGGCAAACGUAAAAAUAUGCUGACCAGAAUUAACUCAACACUGACGUUGAAGAUUCACGAAAAGGACCGCCUGCCAAAGGGCGUCUGUUCACGCUGCGUUCGCCAGCUGGAGGCCCACGUCGAGUUCCGGGAGGCGGUCCAGCGGGCCCAGGAAAUGCUGCAGAGUUGCCUCAACUCAACCAAGCUGAAGAAUGGCGGGAUGGUUUACAUCAAGGAUGAUUCUUCCGGCAAGGACGGCACGUCGUCGGCGGAAGCCCUGGAACCCAUCAAACCGGUGGAACUUGCCAGCCCUCCCCAGUUGCACCCGCUGCCAACGUUGCAAGCGAUCCAACAACCGCCGGCGUUGCCAACCCAGGUCAAGCCUCAACCUGCUCCGCCGACCUCGAUCUCGACGGCCACUCCGCCAACCAUGACGCCCAUCAUCAUCAACAGUCUCCCAAAAGGCUUCGUUCAAACCAGCUCCGGAGGAGCAGCAAGUGGCGUCCAGUCUGCUACCAUUAUGGCACCGAAUGCGGACUUCCUCAACAGUAUCAUGCAAGCGGUGGGGAUUCAGGCGCAAGGCAGUGCCAGUACAAGCGGAGAGGCGCAGCAGCAGACACAAAGUCAAGCUACUCAACAGCAGCAGCAGCAGCAGCAGCAGAUGGCGCAGUACACUAUCACGCUGGAUGGGCAGACGAUUAAGGCGAAUCAGAUUCAUUACAAGAUACAGGACUCGAAUCAAACGUUUGUGACCGGCGGGGCUGGUGGGGAUUCCGGGGAGCCGCAGCAGCAGCAGCAGACAAACUACACUCAAAUGGAUGAAUUUAUCAGGCUGAAAACGCCGGUCAAAUCUAUGAAGAAGGAUCCAGUUACGCCCGAAUCCGCUUCGAAGAAGCCCAAAUUCAGCGUUCUCAUCAAAUCACCCGCCGUCGCCUCCGCAUCUCAGCAGCCGCAGCAACAACAACCGACCCUGGUGGCCACCUCAACUCCCACGAAAUCUACUCCGAUGGCCAUCACGGCCAGUCCCAUCUCGAUCACGCCCAUUUCCUCCACGGCCACCCUAACCAGCUUCGCCAGCAGUCCCAUCAACACUUCCCAGACAAUCGUAACGAGUGCCAGCAGCAGCAGCAGUCCGAUGAAGUCGAUUCCGGUCACGUUGGACGCCAAGAUGUUCACUGCGGCGACGAGCCAAGGAAGCAACAAGGCUUGCAUGGUGCCGAUCAUGCUGAAGACUGAAGGCGGUGGGGAACAGAUCGCGCUGGCACCGAUCGCUGCCUCCGCUGGGAUGACGUCCGAAAUGGGCAAAAGUGUCGUGCCGAGUGUGCAGUACGUGCAGAUGAAGCUUCAACCGGGACCGGACGGGAUGUUCCGGCUGGCACCGGCCGGAAUGCCUCCGGCGUUGACGCUGACUCCGCAGGGCUUGCAGCAGUUUGGUAUUCAACCUCAACAGCAGCAGCAGCAGAUUCAGAUUCAGCCCCAGCAGCUGGCGAUGCCAAGCGUGCAGGUUCCCCUCUCCAACUAUCUCAGUCUAGUCGAAAAAUCCGGACAGGCCGCGCAGGUCACGCAAGCCGAACCCCAACCGAAUCUGGUCAUCACAACUCAACCGGUCCAGCAACAGCAACCUCAAGUACAACAGCAGCCAACUUCUCAGCUUCAACUCGUUCAAAGAUCUCAACCCCAACCGCAGUCCCUUCCGACUGUCCAACCGCCCAAACCAAAACCCCAAAAGCCCAACCCGCCAGCUCCUCCCCCACCAUCGCUAAAGCGUCGCGAGUCCGUCGAAGAUCUGCUAAACAGCUCGUCCGACUCCAGCAGCGGGGCAGGUUCCCUGACGGCGCAAUCGAUCGCGGCCACCCAGCAAAUGAAAGCGAUUUCGGCGCUCUCGAUCAAGCAGGACUUGGCGGCGGCUGCUGCGGGAGCCGGUGGCCAUCACGAUGCGGGAAGUGGCGGCAGUGGCGGCGCCAACGCGAACUCCGCGUCCGGAUCCGGUGGGGUUAGCUUCACGGCGUGUGACGUUUGCUCGAAGACGUUCAAGCGCAAGGAACAUCUGAUGCAGCACCUCAAAUCGCACGUUGGGCUGAGGCCGUUCAAGUGCGAGGAGCCCGGAUGUAGCAAGUCGUUCAGCAGGAAGGAGCACCUGAUGAGGCAUAUCGUGUCGCACACGGGGAAGAAGCUGUUUUCGUGUCCGGUAUGCAGGAAGUACUUCUCGAGGAAGGACAAUUUGAACAAGCACAAAAAAACGCACACGGAAAACAGUAGUUCGGCACCGUUUCACUGUUCCAUUUGCAGCAAGGGAUUCUACAUGAAGAGCCAAUUCCUGAAGCACAAGCAAAUGCACGAGACCGGCCAGAUUGGAGCACAAAAAGUCGUCAAAAAAGUUCAAACCAAAGAAAAGAGUGAAUCUUUAAGCACGCAACCACAAAAUCAGCCGCAAGUUCAACUUCAGCAACAGCAACAGGCACAGCCUGUCCAGCAGCAACCGCAACCUGUUCAGCAAACUCAACAACCCCAACAGCAACCCCAACAGCAGCAGCAAACACACCAAACCAUUCAAAUCCAGCAACCCAUCACCAUCCAGCAAACGAGCAUGCAACCCACGAGCGUAACGCUCCAACAAGUGUCCCAUCACCAUCAACAGCAGCAGCAGAUCUUCACCAUUCCCGCCCACCAACUUCAGAGCACCGCCGGCAAGGGCCAAAUCAUCCAAAUCGCGAUGCCAACCAGCAUGGCCCAACACCAUCAGCAGCAGCAUCAGCAACAGACGAUCCAAACCGUGUCCGGGGCCAGCCUGGCGGGAUUGUCCGCGGGGGCAAAAACCGCCAUCAUCAAGUCGGCGGACGGGAGUACGGCCACCGUGUACAACAUUCCUUCGAAUUUCAUCAUCGACGGGACGCAGUUUUUGAGUGCGGCGGCGUCACGGGAACUUAUGGGCAACAUCAAGAUCGAGCAGAUAUCCUAGGAGCGGCGGGAGGUGGUGUGGGUUAGCGGCGGCCACUGAUUUAACGCAUUCCCCGUGUUUUUAUUUAGUAGAAUUUUCUUGCUGCCAUAUUUUAAGAAACAAAAAUCAUUGAAGUCGUUUAUUGUGCCACCAGUCGUAGAUUUUACAUCACGCAAAAAAUAUGAAUCUCAAAACGCACAAUUAGUUCAGCAUUGCCAUAAGUUCAUUUCCGGUCGUUGCUCCGACAGCCAUCAACCAACUGUAUUAGCGAGGCCUCAUUUUUUGGCACGUGUGACCUUGGGGAGGCGUUCAAGCGUAAUCGAGGCACAUUUUAUGAGCACAUUGGCGUAUCAUUUCACCAAUCCCGAUGUAAAUAUAUCAACAGAGCCGGAAU
Culex pipiens pallens (northern house mosquito) is the source of this 3831-nucleotide messenger RNA. RefSeq names its product transcription factor Sp1-like. Bases 429 to 3458 code for a protein of 1009 amino acids. The record is from RefSeq and is a predicted model, not a curated record. Gene Ontology annotation, cellular component: PcG protein complex; transcription regulator complex; nucleus. Gene Ontology annotation, biological process: regulation of transcription by RNA polymerase II. The transcript has 6 exons. Gene Ontology annotation, molecular function: zinc ion binding; DNA-binding transcription factor activity, RNA polymerase II-specific; RNA polymerase II cis-regulatory region sequence-specific DNA binding. Lineage: Eukaryota; Metazoa; Arthropoda; Insecta; Diptera; Culicidae.